AUGGCGCCCCGCAGGAACAGUAACUUUGAAACGUCCCAGCUCCCACUUCACCCUGUCAUAUCAUUAUUGCUUUCGCUUGGAUAUCCACGACCGAGUUCGCUCUUACUCGAAGACCUGUUGCAGGGUGCCGUGUCCCUCGCACAACAAAUCACCACCCAACUACCACCAGAGAAACCGAGACCCUGGCGCCUAAACCGCAUUUUCGUUGGCCCAUCCCUCGGUUCAGACGAUCUCUCUUCCGACGCCCACUGGCCCCGGGCAUUUUCUCGGGCCACUCUCUCCCCCGCCGGGACCCCAAACAAAGCACCUUCUCAGCCCUUCUCCGCAUCCUCGUCGGUCCCCUCAGAACCCGUCACGCCCAGAAUCGUAUCUGGAACCUUCGUCACGAGGCCCUCCCCGCACUCCGACACCGGGCGCAAUCACGCAUCUACCGAGCAAUCGUCCAGCGUCAGGCGCGGCGUGCAGCGCGCCUUCGCAGACUCGGCGGGGGCUUUGUAG
Messenger RNA from Penicillium pulvis, 498 nucleotides. RefSeq lists its product as uncharacterized. Bases 1 to 498 code for a protein of 165 amino acids. The transcript has 2 exons. The record is from RefSeq and is a predicted model, not a curated record. NCBI's taxonomy places the organism in Eukaryota, Fungi, Ascomycota, Eurotiomycetes, Eurotiales, Aspergillaceae.